UUUUUGGUGGUGCAAACUGCGCAUCCAAGCGUACUUUGGAGGCCAACUCCGUUCAUAACGCGCAGCGGGAACUAGUCAGCUGCCAUCUUCGCAAGCAAACGAACGCAAUCAAUCCAAUUUUCCAAACCGCCAUUUGAAGAAACGUCAAAUCUCAUCGCCGUCGUCAGGGUUAUUGAUUCUCCGGUUCCCCUUUCUAAUCAAAGUAAAAGCUCGCCAUGUCGGUUUGGUAUCUGCUAUUCCUGAGCUGUUUUCCAGGAUUUGUAUUAUCAGCUGUGGUGACUCUUGAUUCUAUUACAAUUUAUAAUACGCACGAGUGGCUGAAGACUUUGAAGCCAACGGUAUAUUUCUCUUGUAAGGGAGAGAACGGGACCGAAUUGCCUGAUGUCAAGGAGGUGAAUGUCUCUUAUGCUUUCAAAGGCGAAGAAUCUUGGCAGCCUCUGACGGAACUUACGAGUUCGAAAUGCAAGAGGUGUGGAUUCUUUGAGAAGGAUAAGUUCAAAUCGGACGAUGUAUAUGAUGAAUGGGAAUUUUGCGCUUCUGAUUUUGAGGAUUCUGAUGGGAAAUACAGGAGAAUCAAGGAGAAAGAAUUUGAUGCUACGUUCUUGUGUCCAGACUGUGUAUCUUUAGGCGCUGAUUUAACCUCUGCCUCAGGCUCACAUAAUAGAGGGAAGGGUAUGCAUGUUGCUGUGAUAAUAUUGAUCAGUGCCCUGGUGUCAGUUGUAUUUAUUCUUGGGGUGGUGGGGGCGUACAAAUACUGGUUACAGAAGAAAAGGCAGCAAGAUCAAGCUCGGUUCUUGAAGCUAUUUGAAGAUGGAGAUGACAUUGAGGAUGAACUAGGCCUUGGCAAUGUAAUAUGAUAGGCAAUAUUUAACUUGGUAAUCAUCUGUACAGUUUUUUUUUUUUUAACUUCAUAUAAAACGUGCUCCAAAAGAAUGAAAAAUUAUACUUAGUUUACUAUUAGAAGAUUACUUGGUCGAUAGAAAGAAAUUAGUUGAGAUAGCAAGAGUA
Messenger RNA from Jatropha curcas, 1008 nucleotides. RefSeq lists its product as uncharacterized. The record is from RefSeq and is a predicted model, not a curated record. Lineage: Eukaryota; Viridiplantae; Streptophyta; Magnoliopsida; Malpighiales; Euphorbiaceae.